AUCCCUUUUCUUCAUUUUAACAAAACAGCCCUCCUGGAAGCCUUGUUUAAUUACUUUCAAGCCUUUUAAUCUCUACAUAAAACUAUAACAAUUACACAAUGGCUGAUAGUGCUGCACCCGAUUCCACUUCAAACAAAUUUGAUCGCAAAGAAAAGGUUCCCACCUUAUCUCAAUCUGCUCGAUCAGGUCUUCAGUUUCCUGUAGGUCGUAUUCAUCGUUAUUUAAAAGCAAGAGGACACAGCAAUGCACGCGUUGGAGCAAAGGCUGCAGUCUACACGGCUGCCAUUCUCGAAUAUCUUACAGCUGAAGUUCUUGAAUUGGCAGGUAAUGCUACAAAGGAUCUCAAAGUCAAGCGUAUCACACCCAGACAUUUACAGUUAGCUAUUCGUGGUGAUGAAGAACUUGACGCGCUCAUUAAGGCUACUAUUGCAGGCGGUGGUGUUCUUCCUCACAUUCACAAAUCCCUUAUUGGAAACACAAAGACCGGAAAGAAGAUUUAAACGAGAAACAAAACAAAAAGACACACACACACAGAGAGAGAAACGAAAACAAAACAUUCUCCUUCAACUUAUGCUACCUUUUUUUAUUUUUUAUUUUUUUUUUGUAAUCGUUCUUUUUUUUUAAAAAUUCUAUUAAAACCUUUCCAUUUUAAUACAUGCUAAUUCCCACAUUACCUCUUCCAAAGGACAUUAAACUGCAUGACAACAUGCUGUUGUAUCGCGAAACCACUCCACUAUACCUUUGAGCUUGUUAUCAUUACACAAUGCAUCGCAAACAGAUACCAUCUUCCUUAGAAACUCUGUAUGUAUCUAAAAUAAAAAUCAGGGCACAACUCUUCCCGUGCGGAAUGUUUUAUUUUU
Mucor mucedo is the source of this 860-nucleotide messenger RNA. RefSeq names its product histone H2A.V. Gene Ontology annotation, cellular component: nucleosome. The record is from RefSeq and is a predicted model, not a curated record. Gene Ontology annotation, molecular function: DNA binding; protein heterodimerization activity; structural constituent of chromatin. Lineage: Eukaryota; Fungi; Mucoromycota; Mucoromycetes; Mucorales; Mucoraceae. The transcript is spliced from 3 exons. Bases 99 to 500 code for a protein of 133 amino acids.